CUCUCCCCCAUGCUGCUGCCACCUCUGUUGCUGCUGCUGCCCCUGCUGUGGGCAGUGGCCCUGGCCCAGGAUCUGAGAACCUGGUUGCGCCUGCAGGAGCGGGUGACGGUGCAGGAGGGCCAGUGCGCCCUCGUGCCCUGCGACUUCUCCUACCCCAGAGGAGGUUACAGUGAGCACAGCCCAGCCUACGGCUACUGGUACAGAGAAGAGGUAGGGUCUUGGGGUCCACACUUUAUUCUAGUGACCACAAACCACCCACUUAGUAAGAUGCAGACGAAAACCCAGGGUCGCUUCCACCUGCUGGGGGACCCCCAGACCUACAGCUGCUCCCUGGACAUCAGAGACGCGCGGAGAGAGGACACGGGGACCUACUACUUCAUGGUGGAGAGAGGUCCUGUGAGUUAUAGUUACGGGAAUCAGCCACUCUCUGUAACCGUGACAGCGCUGACCCACAGGCCGGACAUCCACCUCCAGGGGCCCCUCCAGGCUGGCCGGCCCAGCAACAUCACCUGUGCGGCGCCCUGGGCCUGUGAGAGGGGAACACUCCCCACCUUCUCCUGGAGGGGGGUCGGCCUCAGCGCCACGGGCACCGACUCCCCGGUGCUCACCCUCAGCCCGGGGCCCCAGCACCACGGCUCCAGCCUCACCUGCCGGGUGACCUUCCCUGCAGCGGGUGUGAGCACAGAGACCACCGUCCGGCUCACCGUGACCUAUGCGCCCCAGAACCUGGCCAUCCAGGUGAUCAGGGAAGAAGGCUCAGGACCUGAAGCCCUGGGCAACGGCUCCUCUCUCCCAGUGAGGGAGGGCCAGUCCCUACGCCUGGCCUGUGUGGUCCACAGCAGCCCUCCCGCCAGGCUGACCUGGCUCAGGGGGAACCUGACCGUGAAGUCCUCUCCAAGCCUAAACCCCGUGGGUGCGGUUGGCACGUGGGAGCACCCCCAGACCCUGGAGCUGGAGCUGGCCAGGGUGCACCUGGAGGACCACGGGAAACUCCUCUGCCACGCUCAGAACCCCCUGGGCUCCCAGGAGGCCUCCCUGAGUCUCUCUGUGGAGUAUGCGCCCCAGAACCUCACUAUCCGGGUGAUCAGGAAAGAAGGCUCAGAACCUGAAGCCCUGGGCAACGGCUCCUCUCUCCCGGUGCAGGAGGGCCAGUCCCUGCGCCUGGCCUGUGUGGUCCACAGCAGCCCUCCUGCCAAUCUGACCUGGGUGCAGGGGAACCUGACCGUGAAGUCCUCUUUAAGCCUAACCCCCGUCAUUGUGGGAGGCGCGUGGGAGCACCCCCAGACCCUGGAGCUGGAGCUGGCCGGGGUGCGCCUGGAGGACCACGGGAAACUCCUCUGCCACGCUCAGAACCCCCUGGGCUCCCAGGAGGCCUCCCUGAGUCUCUUUGUGGAGAAGCCGCCCCCACCCACCUCCCACAGCCCUUCAGGCUCCCGGGGCAUCGUGCAGGGUCACCAGGGCGGAUCCUGGUCUGACAGCCCCCCGCACCCCUGGGGCCCGGCGGUGACCCCCUCAGAGGAGGAGCAGGAGCUGCAUUACGCCUCCCUCGGGCUCCCCAAGGCAAACCCCAGGGCCUUUCUGGUCCAGGAGGCCUCCGAGUACGCCCAGAUCAAAGGAGCCGCCCUCUCCUGA
Messenger RNA from Talpa occidentalis (Iberian mole), 1632 nucleotides. RefSeq names its product sialic acid-binding Ig-like lectin 13. The coding region runs from base 10 to 1632 and encodes 540 amino acids. Gene Ontology annotation, biological process: cell adhesion. Gene Ontology annotation, cellular component: plasma membrane. The record is from RefSeq and is a predicted model, not a curated record. Gene Ontology annotation, molecular function: sialic acid binding. The transcript is spliced from 9 exons. Lineage: Eukaryota; Metazoa; Chordata; Mammalia; Eulipotyphla; Talpidae.